AUUAAUGAAUAAAGAUAAAUAUAAGAAGGUAAAAGGAGAUCCAAAUCGUUCUAGGUCAAGAGAUAAAGAAAAGAAUGAUGUACUUAGAUUUCCUCCAAUUAAUUAAGAAUAAUUUAGAGCUGUGGUUAUUGAGUUUAUGUUAAGUGAUUAAUUUGAUUACCCAAUAUCAGGUGGUGAAUUGUAUACUUACAUAAACACAAUAUUUUUGGUAUUAUAUAGAGUGAUUUAUUUAAGACUAAGACAAGUACUCCAUAUUUAAGAAAUCUAUAAAUUGAACCAAUCUUAAUUUAGUUAUCUGAAGCUGGAGCUAUAAAUCUAUCUAAACUUGCAGUAGGAACAUAUUUAUAAGAUUUCAUUUUAUCAAUCUCAAAAGAGAAGUUAGGAUAAAUGAAUAUCUAAUAUUCAAAGGAUAAACCAAAAUAAAUGCCAACAGUUGAAGAAUGGAUUAAAGAAGAAAUUAGAUCAAUUACAAGUGGAUAAACAUUCUUAAAAAUUGAUCAUUUAUUAGAUGAAGCAAGAAAUCAAAAGACUAAUAUUAGUUUAUUACCUAAGAUAGCUGCUUAAAAAAAAAGAUUAAUUGAAAAUGUAGGAAAUAUAAGUUUAAAAUAUGAAGAUAAUGUUGUUUAAUUGGCUUUAGAGAGAAAAAGAGCAGCAUUAUUGAAAACUGAAAAUUAUGAUGAGGAAGAAGCAAAAAGAAAAUUUACAGAAAGAGGUUUAUAAAUAUGUGAAAAUUUCACAAGAGAUAAAUGUAGAAAUGCUUAAUGUUAAAAAACACAUUUUAGAAAGAUACUAAAAGCAAAUACAUAAACAAAAUUAGGUAAUUGUACUUAUUUAGAUUAAUGUCCUGAAUAAGAAUAAUGUAAAUUUAUUCAUUAUAUUCUGGAUGGAAAUGAUGUAGAUUGGUAAAAAAGAAUUUAAACGGCUUUAUCUAAUCAUAAAAGUAUGGCACCAUAAUGGAUAAAUUGUGAUCUAAGAAUUUUUGAUUUUAGAGUACUUGGUAAAUUUGAUGUAAUAAUGGCUGAUCCACCUUGGGACAUUCAUAUGAAUUUACCAUAUGGAACUUUAAAAGAUAAGGAAAUGAAAGCAUUAAGGGUUGAUUUAUUAUAAAAUGAUGGAAUCAUAUUUUUAUGGGUUACAGGUAGAGCAAUGGAAUUAGGACGAGAAUGUUUGAUUCUUUGGGGUUAUAGAAGAGUUGAAGAAUUAGUUUGGAUCAAAGUUAAUUAAUUACAUCGUAUUAUUAGAACAGGAAGAACAGGACAUUGGCUUAAUCAUAGCAAGGUAACUUAUUAUAUUUUUCAUAGGAACAUUGUUUAAUUGGAAUUAAAGGAAAUCCUUAAUUAAUUAAAGGAUUAGAUUGUGAUGUUAUUGUCUCUGAAGUUAGAGAAACAUCCAGAAAACCUGAUGAAGUUUAUGGUAUUAUCAAUAGAAUGUGUCCAAAUGGUAAAAAAGUAGAAUUGUUUGGCAGACCUCAUAAUUGCAGACCAAAUUGGAUUACUCUAGGUAAUCAGCUUCCAGGAGUUUAUCUCAAAGAUGAUGGAAUUAGAUAAAGGUAUUAUAUCUUAAUAUAUUUAUUAUUAUAGAUUUAUGGAAGCUUAUCCAAGUGUAGAUAUUUCAGAAAAUAAUAUGAAUGAUAAUUUGGUCUAAAUGUCAAACUAAGAAAAUUUAAAUGUAAUCUAUAACAAUCAUAUCGGUAAAAAAGAAUGA
Paramecium sonneborni is the source of this 1704-nucleotide messenger RNA. NCBI's taxonomy places the organism in Eukaryota, Ciliophora, Oligohymenophorea, Peniculida, Parameciidae. The record is from the annotation of a GenBank genome assembly.